UAUAAUCUUUAAUUCAAUUUAUGAAACACUUCAUGAAUUCACAACUGUAUGAAAAUGCGUUUUCCAGUUCUCAUUCUUCUUUCCAUGAUUUUGUCAUCUGUUUCGACAAGUAAAUGGGAUGCUUCCACAGUGGCUAGUCACUUUUUGAGUGAAUUCGAGAAGGCUCUAAAUUCGAAGGACGCUUUCAAAAUUCUUGCUCACUUUUCUCCACAGAAGGGUAACAACGACAUCAGUACACGUAAAUUAAUCAAGGAACUUUCCAAUUGGCAUGGUUCUUUUAAUAAUGCACGAUUCACAAGAAAGACUGGUGGAGACGUUGAAGUUUCAGUGGUUUUCAGCAAUCCCCAAGUUCAACGCAGGCUCAAAAAAACAGAAUUUGUGCUUGAAUCAAAUGGUGUUAUGAGCUACAGUGGAUGGACUAUUAAAAGCAUGACAAACAUAAUUACCGUCCGCACACCAUAAUGUGUAAAAUUGUAAUUCAAUAAACUUUAAAAAUAA
Caenorhabditis elegans is the source of this 498-nucleotide messenger RNA. It is a transcript of the gene C31H5.7, whose product is annotated as DUF4440 domain-containing protein. NCBI's taxonomy places the organism in Eukaryota, Metazoa, Nematoda, Chromadorea, Rhabditida, Rhabditidae. The record is from RefSeq and is marked reviewed. The transcript has 3 exons. Bases 55 to 462 code for a protein of 135 amino acids.